Molecule: messenger RNA, 798 nt
Organism: Tinamus guttatus (white-throated tinamou)
Lineage: Eukaryota; Metazoa; Chordata; Aves; Tinamiformes; Tinamidae
Source: RefSeq, a predicted model, not a curated record
AUGGAGUUCUUUGAUCUCAGGAAGGUAUUGGAUUUGAAACUACUGCGAUUUGAGGUGGGCAGUCAAAAUGUCGGUCCAUAUAUCCUGAUAACUCCAAAUGAAACGAGAAGAAACCAGUUGCAGCAAAUUGCUAAGAAGGAGUUAGAUGACCUGGAGAGGUGGAAGAGAAACCACAGCCCAGGACCAAUUAAGUUGACUCCACAGAGACUAGGUGGAAAGGAAUCAGAGGCUCAAGCAAGGCAAAAACAACAGAUGAUGCUCAUACAAUCUAAAUACCAACAAAAGUACAAGAGAGAAGAACAUAUAAGAACAAAAAAGGCAGCUGAAGAAGCUGAAAUCUCAAGAAAGAAAGCAAUUCAAAGAGAAAAGGCAGAGAGGCUCGAAGCUAAGAAAAGGCAAGGCGAAGUGCAGAGAAGAGAGAUGUACUCUGAAGAUCAAUAUUACAAAACCAAUGAAUUAUUGAACAGAUUGGCCUUGGGUUUGCCAAAGAGUGAUUCCUGUCACAUUGCGAAUCGUGGCCUAGAGCCUGCAGCAUGGACUGGAAGCCAUACUUACAAGCAAGCUCUUCGAGAGGAUGAAAACAGAAGAUUAAAGGAAAUGAAGCAAGAACAACGGAGAAAGGCUGAAUUAUUGGAAAUUAAACAAAAGCAGGAGGAAGAAGUUCGAACAAGAGCACACCAAAAUGAACAGAGGAGGGUAAAUAAUGCUUUUCUGGACCGACUACAGAACAAAACGCAAGCUAGUAGCAUCUGGCAACCUGAAUAUCCUAGGAGUCAGGACUACUACAGUAACAACUGA